Molecule: messenger RNA, 3145 nt
Organism: Saimiri boliviensis boliviensis (Bolivian squirrel monkey)
Lineage: Eukaryota; Metazoa; Chordata; Mammalia; Primates; Cebidae
Gene: SH2D3C
Product: SH2 domain containing 3C
Biological process (GO): positive regulation of peptidyl-serine phosphorylation; small GTPase-mediated signal transduction
Molecular function (GO): phosphotyrosine residue binding; guanyl-nucleotide exchange factor activity
Source: RefSeq, a predicted model, not a curated record
CACUGGUUUAAAAAUACACAGAGGAAGCUAGUGAGAGGGCGAGAGAAAGGGGAAGGGGAGGUGGGAGAGGCAUCUCAACCUGGACGUCCAGAGCCUCCAGCAGCCACUUGCGAGCUGGCCAAGGGCUUCACACGACUUGCCAGGAUGACGGAGGGGACCAAGAAGGCCAGCAAGAAGUUCAAGUUCUUCAAGUUCAAGGGCUUUGGGAGUCUCUCCAACCUCCCUCGGUCCUUCACUCUGAGACGGUCCUCAGCUCCCAUCAGUAGGCAGUCCCAUUUGGAGCCUGACACCUUUGAAGCCACGCAGGAUGACAUGGUGACGGUGCCCAAGAGUCCCCCAGCCUAUGCCCGCUCCAGUGACAUGUACAGCCACAUGGGCACCAUGCCUCGCCCCAGCAACAAGAAAGCACAGAACUCACAGGCUGUCCAGCAGGCCCAGGAAGUAGGCCCCGAGCUGGUUCCCCGAGGUCUGCCCAACCCCCCAGGCUUGGAGGCCGCCAAGGAGGUGGUGGUGGAGGCCAAUGGUGCCCUGGAGGACGCCCCAGCAAUGGAACCCAACCCUUCAGCAGUGGAGGCAGAUCCCAUUGGAAAGCCUGAGGUCCCCACAGCAGACAUAGAGGAGAGACCUCCCAGGGACACGCACUCAGACAGGGCUGCUGGAGAGCUGGAGGCUGGCGGAGACUACGUGAAGUUCUCCAAGGAGAAGUACAUUCUGGACUCAUCACCGGAGAAACUGCACAAGGAAUUGGAGGAGGAGCUCAAACUCAGCAGCACGGAUCUCCGCAGCCACGCCUGGUACCAUGGCCGCAUCCCCCGAGAGGUCUCAGAGACCUUGGUACAACGCAAUGGUGACUUCCUCAUCCGGGACUCGCUGACCAGCCUGGGAGAUUAUGUGCUCACGUGCCGCUGGCGCAACCAGGCCUUGCACUUCAAGAUCAACAAGGUGGUGGUGAAGGCGGGUGAGAGCUACACGCACAUCCAGUACCUAUUUGAGCAGGAGAGCUUCGACCACGUGCCUGCCCUCGUGCGUUAUCAUGUGGGCAGCCGCAAGGCUGUAUCGGAGCAGAGUGGUGCCAUCAUCUACUGCCCGGUGAACCGCACCUUCCCACUGCGCUACCUCGAGGCCAGCUAUGGCCUGGGACAGGGGAGUAGCAAGGCUGCCAGCCCUGCCAGCCCCUCUGGCCCCAAAGGCAGCCACAUGAAGCGGCGCAGCAUCACCAUGACCGAUGGGCUCACUGCCGACAAGGUCACUCGCAGCGAUGGCUGCCCCACCAGUAUGUCGCUGCCCCGUCCUCGGGACUCCAUCCGCAGCUGUGCCCUCAGCAUGGACCAGAUCCCAGACCUGCACUCGCCCAUGUCGCCCAUCUCCGAGAGCCCUAGCUCCCCCGCCUACAGCACUGUAACCCGAGUCCACGCUGCCCCUGCAGCCCCUUCUGCCACAGCACUGCCUGCCUCUCCUGUUGCCCGCCGUUCCAGUGAGCCUCAGCUAUGUUCCGGAAGUGCCCCAAAGACCCAUGGGGAGACAGACAAGGGUCCCCACACCAGCCCCUCCCACACCCUCUGCAAGGCCUCCCCGUCACCAUCACUCAGCAGCUACAGUGACCCGGACUCUGGCCACUACUGCCAGCUGCAGCCUCCUGUGCGUGGCAGCCGAGAGUGGGCAGCGGCUGAGGCCUCCAGCCGGCAGGCCAGGAGCUAUGGGGAGAAGCUAAAGGAACUGUCAGAAAAUGGGGCCCCCGAGGGGGACUGGGGCAAGACCUUCACAGUCCCCAUUGUGGAAGUCACCUCUUCCUUCAACCCGGCCACCUUCCAGUCACUACUGAUCCCCAGGGAUAACCGGCCGCUGGAGGUAGGCCUUCUGCGGAAGGUCAAGGAGCUGCUGUCGGAGGUGGAUGCCCGGACGCUGGCCCGGCAUGUCACCAAGGUGGACUGCUUGGUUGCUAGGAUACUGGGCGUUACCAAGGAGAUGCAGACCCUAAUGGGAGUCCGCUGGGGCAUGGAGCUGCUCACCCUCCCCCAUGGCCGGCAGCUACGCCUAGACCUGCUGGAAAGGUUCCACACCAUGUCCAUCAUGCUGGCCGUGGACAUCCUGGGCUGCACCGGCUCUGCGGAGGAGCGGGCAGCGCUGCUGCACAAGACCAUCCAGCUGGCGGCCGAGCUGCGGGGGACUAUGGGCAACAUGUUCAGCUUCGCGGCGGUCAUGGGUGCCCUGGACAUGGCCCAGAUUUCUCGGCUGGAGCAGACAUGGGUGACCCUGCGGCAGCGGCACACGGAGGGUGCCAUCCUGUACGAGAAGAAGCUUAAGCCUUUUCUCAAGAGCCUCAACGAGGGCAAAGAAGGCCCGCCUCUGAGCAACACCACAUUUCCUCAUGUGCUGCCCCUCAUCACCCUGCUGGAGUGUGACUCGGCCCCACCUGAGGGCCCUGAGCCCUGGGGCAGCACGGAGCACGGUGUGGAGGUGGUGCUGGCCCACUUGGAGGCUGCUCGCACAGUGGCACACCACGGAGGCCUGUACCACACCAAUGCUGAGGUCAAGCUGCAGGGGUUCCAGGCCCGGCCGGAGCUCUUGGAGGUGUUCAGCACGGAGUUCCAGAUGCGCCUCCUCUGGGGCAGUCAGGGUGCCAGCAGCAGCCAGGCCCGGCGCUAUGAGAAGUUCAACAAGGUCCUCACUGCCCUGUCGCACAAGCUGGAGCCUGCCGUCCGCUCCAGCGAGCUGUGACCCCAGGCACCUUUCCCCGCUGCAGCUGCGGACAGCGUCAGCGGCAGAGGGGCACAGACCUUUCCCCAGAGCACCCCAAGGACACUGUGAUCAACCCGAGAAUGUUCUGGGUUCAACUCCAGCAUCUCCCUUGCGCCCCCAGGGUCCUGCAUGGACUCUGGGUUCCAUCCCACCUGCUACACACUCACCAGGUCUCCGUUGAGGAAGAACAGGAACGCCGGUUCCCCCACCAGCUUCUGCUGCACCCCCUUCUGCUGGGGUUCCCCGUUUUCGAGCCAUGGGAGGCUGUUCACGCCUCCUCACUCUCCGUCAGUCCCUCACCCACACCAAGGCCUCCAUCUUGCUGUAAAUAAGUCUGUGUGUGCUGUAAAUAGAUGUACAGAAGCCGUGUUCUUUCUUUCAUAUAAUAAACUUUUAUGACUCUUUA